Molecule: messenger RNA, 2471 nt
Organism: Silurus meridionalis
Lineage: Eukaryota; Metazoa; Chordata; Actinopteri; Siluriformes; Siluridae
Gene: socs3b
Product: suppressor of cytokine signaling 3b
Exons: 2
Coding region: 440-1111 (223 amino acids)
Biological process (GO): intracellular signal transduction; phosphatidylinositol phosphate biosynthetic process
Cellular component (GO): phosphatidylinositol 3-kinase complex
Molecular function (GO): 1-phosphatidylinositol-3-kinase regulator activity
Source: RefSeq, a predicted model, not a curated record
UUACUGGAAGCAAAGGGGUGGAGCUGUUCAGAAAUAUCAGUGAGCUCCCAUUUGAUGAGGAGAGCAAGACUUCCACUACCCAGGGGGAGACGUGAGAACGUUAUCACCCUCUACACAAAACCGUCUGCCAUAAAACCGUUUCCCGACAACACCACUCACUUUUAACGUCCCAUAUCCAGGGUUUGAGGAAGAGGAGCCCUUCAGAAGAAAAGAAAGAAAGAGAGAGAGAGAGUGAGAGGUCCGUUUAAACACCACUACGAGAUUGGAUAAGACUUUCAAGCUGCAUCCCUUACCCGUUAAGCCGUCCUUGAUCCUGGAUGUUGAGAAGGCGCAGGAGCUGUGGGCAUUGUGUUGGUGCUGCGUGGUGCCUGUGCACCGUGGCUGGAACGAGCCUGCGGCCCUGGACCCCCAAGCCGGGACGGGGCACGGGCAAAGCGCCAUGGUAACGCACAGCAGGCUCAACGGCGCCAUGAGCAGCAGCCCCUUUGAAGGCGGAGUACGCCUGCCUGCCCACCGCUACAAGACCUUCAGCUCCGGGGCACAGUAUCAGAUGGUGUUGGCGGCUGUGCGCAAGCUGCAAAAGAGCGGCUUCUACUGGGACGCUGUAAGUGGGAAGCAGGCCAGUGCCCUGCUGAGCGCCGAGCCACCCGGCACUUUCCUAGUGCGUGACAGUUCUGACAACCACCACUUUUUCACCUUGAGCGUAAAGACAGCCACAGGCACCAAGAACCUGCGCAUUCAAUGUGACGCCUGUUCUUUCUUUUUGCAAACGGACCCGAGCAGCUCGCAAACUGUGCCGCGUUUUGAUUGUGUGCUGAAACUCAUACAUCAUUACAUGCCCACUGCCAGAGAUGCAGGGUCCAUGUCUGUAGUCCCAACUGGAGUGGACAGCGAGGGCGGCUGCAGUGGAGCAGAUGGGAGUACGUACUUCAUUCACUCUGGAGAAGAGAAAAUCCCACUGGAGUUGCUGCGUCCUCUGGCUUCCAGCAUGUCCACACUGCAGCACCUCUGUCGCAAGACACUUAACGGCCACAUAGACGUGUCUACUAAACGGGACCAGCUGCCUCAGUCACUCCAAGAGUUCCUCGAGGAGUAUGAUUCACCUAUAUAACAACCAUCACAUGGUUCUGGAGCACAGAGACUGAACCAGAUAUACAGAACUGUAUGAUGGGCAGUGGUGGAAUUGACCUGCAAAACCCACAGGAAGAGGAUGAGAAGUGCAGUGUUAUGAAGUUCUGGAGUUCAAUAAGUGUGUGAAUUGUCUGCCUUGAGAAGCUCUCAGCAUCAAUCAGUAUUGCAGGCCAGCGGUGGCCUACUGUGCCUUCACCCUCUAUAGUGUGACCUUUGGCAGGGGGUUGCUGUGAGAUGGACAGCACAAAGUAUGUACUCGCAUGCGAUGGGAUGAACAGCAGAGCAGCCAGGACCAAAAGCAGAUGUUCAGAGGCAUGGUGUUUUAGCCUCCUAUUUUUUUUUGUUUGUUUGUUCUUGGGUCAGUUGGGGGGGAAAAAACACAAACCCUGUUGAAUAUUAACACAAUUGAUUGAUUAUCAGUACAUGGGUUAAAUGUGCUGCUAUGGCUGAGUUGCAGCCUUCGCUAUAUGAAUAAAAAGCACUCUCAUUCAGUUUCAUCCCAAGUUGACACACUGACUGACCUCAUAGGUUGCUGUGGGGAAGUAAACGGGCGGCUAUUCACUACUGGCACCGCUGUGUCAACACUGGCAACUAUUUGGGGUUACAACACAAGACUGAUGUUUAAAUAUGCAUCAAUACAAAGGAUGAUAGUAUACAAGGGAGGACUCUGAUAUUGCAGUAGUCUCAGAAGGAAAGCUUAGUGGGCUGUUGUUGCUUUAUUUUUGACAAGCAAAGUGUCUCAAUUUUGCUGGGAAAGGCCAGAUGGUUAGAGAACAUUGAACAUACUGGUGAUGACAACACAACACAACCUUCCAAGAGUUGACAGUUUAUGUACUGUGAAACAAAGCCAAGCACAGUAUGCAAAACCAUUUCUUAGAGAUCCUGGAGUUUGACAUGGAGGAUUGUGUUCCUCUCAAACCAGAGGCGUUCCUUCUGUAUGCGUUAAGUCAGUAGUCAGUCAUGCCUCAUAUCCCUCAUUCAGUAACAGUGACGUAGUGUUUCUUCAGCAGCACAUGCUGUCUACAAUUAAAUGAAUGUAUUGUAAGUCAGUGGAAGGGCUUAUGGUUCAACUUCUUAUUGCUUUCUCUCUUUUUUGUAUUUUGUCAAGUAGAGAUGUUUACAUGUGUCACCACAAGAGGACAACAUGUUUUUGUACUCUGUCUUUUAUAAAGAUUUGGCAUCUUAAGGUCUAGUCUCUGACCCACAGUGCAAGCUUGAAAAUCAGAAAACAUGAAAACAAUGGCAUUACAACAGAAAAUGCAGCAAGGAACUUUGCACAUAUUUAUAUUUAUAAAAUAUUUCAAUAAUUUAUAUUAAAGAGUACUAUUUUUUACAAAAUG